This is a messenger RNA of Fomitopsis serialis, 902 nucleotides long. RefSeq lists its product as uncharacterized. The transcript has 2 exons. Lineage: Eukaryota; Fungi; Basidiomycota; Agaricomycetes; Polyporales; Fomitopsidaceae. Gene Ontology annotation, cellular component: membrane. The coding region runs from base 76 to 843 and encodes 255 amino acids. Gene Ontology annotation, biological process: C-terminal protein methylation. The record is from RefSeq and is a predicted model, not a curated record. Gene Ontology annotation, molecular function: protein C-terminal S-isoprenylcysteine carboxyl O-methyltransferase activity.
AGCAGUUUUCGCCGAUCAUCCACAGGCCAGUCGUUCCUCGUACAACAACUCUUGUUGCAUCGCACACAUCUGCUCAUGAAGGCACUCGAAGCGUACGCGGCGAAUAUGUUUGCGCAAACGCCAUUCCAUCUUGCUCUCAUGGGCGUAGCGGCGUACAUGACCCACCGCUCGAGCACCGCGCCCACCCCCCCGUCGAAGGACAACGAGAUUGUGCGAGAGGCGAAGCCUAUGGAGCGAAUCUUUCAAGUCAGCGGCAAGGUUGUGGGACAGAUGGGAAGUGCUACUAAGUACAUGACAUGGGCGAGCGCCGGAUGCACUGCCGCCGUGCUCCUCGCGCGCGAGUAUCCGAGCGAGCUUAGCACCGCUGUCCUCCAAAAGCUGCUCCCUGCCGGCAUCGGCGCAGCCGCACGGAUUCAGCCUACGCCCGUCGUCCUUGCGGGGUACGUGCUGACCGUAGUCGGCGCUGGAAUCCGCGUGGCGUGUUUUCGGGCGUUGGACCGGUUCUUCACGUUUCAGGUGACGGUAAAGGAGGGGCACCAGUUGUGCACGCGAGGGCCGUAUUCGAUCGUGCGUCACCCGAGCUACACGGGGUGGUGCAUUCAGUCCGUCGGCAUCGCGCUAUGGAGCUGUUGUGCGGGCUCUUGGGCGCGGGAGGCCGGCCUGCUGGAGCGGCCGACAGGAAUGGCGGCGGCGUGUGUGUUUGUCGGUGUCCAGACGUACAUCUGGCUGUGUAUCGUUUUGAGAUGCGGCCAAGAGGAUGCCUGGCUGAGGAAGCACUUUGGCAAAGGUUGGGACGAGUGGGCGAGGACCGUACCGUACCGGCUAGUACCAUUCGUUUACUAGAGCCCACCACUAUGUCUAUCAUUCAGCGUCAUUCGAGAAUUAUUGGUCUGAGCCUAAAA